This is a messenger RNA of Boleophthalmus pectinirostris (great blue-spotted mudskipper), 9221 nucleotides long. RefSeq names its product diacylglycerol kinase eta. The record is from RefSeq and is a predicted model, not a curated record. Gene Ontology annotation, biological process: diacylglycerol metabolic process; lipid phosphorylation; intracellular signal transduction. Gene Ontology annotation, molecular function: ATP-dependent diacylglycerol kinase activity. The transcript is spliced from 31 exons. NCBI's taxonomy places the organism in Eukaryota, Metazoa, Chordata, Actinopteri, Gobiiformes, Gobiidae. Bases 510 to 3776 code for a protein of 1088 amino acids.
GAGGCGAGCGAAGAAGCGUGCGCGCACCGCUACUGGCUCCGCGUCCGCUCUCCAAAUCUCGUCUUUUCUCCUCCGACCUCCUCCUCUUCUUCCUCCACCCUCCUCCUCCUCCUUCUCCCCCCCCCGCCUCAACGCUUCUCCCGGACCCGAGCUAUGCGCACUGGACCGCGGCUGUCCAACGCGCCGACCACCGCUCCCUCCACCACCGCCACCACCGCCGCCACCGUCAGCUGCCGCCUGCAACCCCGAGCCCACGCACUCGCCAAGCCGGCUGACGAGCGCUCCGGGCCGGCCACAGCAGCGUCACUGUCCGCUGCUCGUCUGGCGCUCUCCGGAGGACUACAUUUUAUAACGAGGAGCUGAAGGGCGGAGUCUGGUCUGUGCGAAGACAUCUGCUCCUCCAAAGACUGAGGCCGGGUCUACCUUUCCUACCUCCUCACCCGCCUCCUAUCUCCUCGCUCGAGUCCUAUCUCCUCACUCGUCUCCUCGCCUGUGACCUCUGAUCCAAAAUGGCAUCCAAGCUGAACCCAAACGUCCUGUACGUGGAAGGACAGGGCGAGUCUUUGGGGUCUCCUCAGGCUGAAUCCGAGCGCACUCAUAUCGGCGGAGAAGGAGCAGAGGAGUCCUCAGACAGCGAUGGAGAACAAGAGGAGACGUCUCACAAACUCAUCCGCAAAGUGUCCACGUCGGGACAGAUCCGAGCCAAGAAAAGCGUCAAAGAGGGAAUCCUGCUCAAACAGACCAGCUCGUUUCAGAGAUGGAAGAGGAGGUACUUCAAGCUGAGAGGACGCACGCUGUACUACGCCAAAGACUGCAAGUCGCUGAUUUUUGAUGAGGUGGAUCUGUCGGACGCCAGUGUGGCCGAAACCAGCACCAAGAACAUCAACAACAGCUUCACGGUGAUCACUCCAUUCCGUAAGUUGAUGCUGUGUGCGGAGAGCAGGAAAGAGAUGGAAGACUGGAUCAGUGCGCUCAAGUCUGUGCAGAAGUGGGAGACUUACGAGGCCAGUCAGUUUAACAUGGAGCACUUCAGUGGGAUGCAUAACUGGUACGCAUGCUCGCACGCCCGCCCCACCUUCUGUAACGUGUGCAGAGAGGCGCUGCCUGGAGUCACCUCCCACGGACUCUCCUGUGAAGUGUGUAAAUUCAAAGCUCAUAAACGUUGUGCCGUUCGCUCCACAAACAACUGCAAAUGGACCACGCUGGCCUCCAUAGGAAAUGACAUCAUCGAGGACGAGGAUGGGGUGUCCAUGCCUCAUCAGUGGUUGGAGGGGAACUUGCCAGUCAGUGCCAAAUGUUCCGUCUGCGAUCGAAACUGCGGUAGUGUGAGGAGGCUGCAGGACUGGCGCUGCCUCUGGUGUAAAGCCAUCGUUCAUAACAGCUGUAAGGAGCAGCUGGGGAAGGUGUGUCCUUUGGGUCAGUGCAGAGUGUCCAUCAUCCCCCCGACGGCCCUGAACAGCAUCGACUCAGACGGUUUUUGGAACGCCGCGUCUGCUUCCUGCUCCAGCCCGCUCCUGGUCCUCGUCAACUCCAAAAGUGGAGAUAAUCAGGGAGUCAAGUUCCUCCGAAAGUUCAAACAGCUCCUGAAUCCAGCGCAAGUGUUUGACCUCAUGAACGGAGGCCCAGAGCUCGGUCUUCGUUUGUUCCAGAAGUUUGUGACGUUCCGGAUCCUGGUUUGUGGAGGAGACGGGAGCGUGGGCUGGGUCCUGUCCGAGCUCGACAAACUCAAUCUCCACAAACAGUGCCAGUUGGGCGUGCUUCCUCUGGGCACGGGGAACGACUUGGCGCGGGUGCUUGGAUGGGGCGGUCUCUGUGACGACGACGCUCAACUGCUCCAGAUCCUCGAGAAACUGGAGAGAGCCACGACAAAGAUGCUGGACAGGUGGAGCGUUAUGACAUAUGAAGUUCUGUCCACCACCAAACUGCCGCCCAUCGUGAAGGAAGAAGACAUCCUCGACUCACCUCUGCAGGUUCAUAUCACUCAGUACGCAGACUCUGUGGCCUCUCAUCUCGCCAAGAUCCUGGACUCAGACAGACACAGCGAUGUCAUCUCCUCCGCCAAAUUUCUGUGUGGAACGGUGAACGAGUUUGUGGCGGAGGUGGGGAAGGCGUACGAGAGGGCCACGGAGAACAGAGAGGAGGCAGACGCCAUGGCCAAGAAGUGCGCUCUGCUGAACGAGAAGCUGGACUCUCUGGUCAAAGCUCUGAGCGAAGAGGCCGAGGCGCAGGUGGUCCCGGCUGGUUCAGGUCCAGGAGAGGAUGGAGGAGGGUCUGGACCAGGAGACGGAGAAGGAGACCCGGGAUCAGACGGAAAAACAUACAGGUCCAAAGAACAACUGAUGCUCCGAGCCAACAGUUUGAAGAAAGCCCUGAGACAGAUCAUCGAGCAGGCCGAGAAAGUGGUGGAUGAACAGAACCGUCACACGCAGGUCCAGAGGAUGUCGUCAUCUUCUUCUUUCAAAAGAGAAAACAGCGAAGAGCUCAAAGACGCAGAGCCACGUCAAGGGAAUCUGAGCCCCACCUCCCCCAUCCUCCUGGAGAAACAUGAGAGUCUGCACACAGCCAUGUACAAUGACCUCCCCGUACACUGUUCAGAAAAGUGCGUCAUGAAUAACUACUUUGGCAUCGGCCUUGACGCGAAAAUCUCCCUCGAAUUCAACAACAAGAGAGACGAGCACCCCAAGAAAUGCAGUAGUCGCACUAAAAACAUGAUGUGGUACGGUGUCCUGGGAACCAAAGAACUGGUCCAGAAAACCUACAAAAACCUGGAGCAGAGAGUUCAGCUGGAGUGUGAUGGCGUUCCCAUGUCUCUCCCCAGUCUGCAGGGCCUGGCUGUGCUCAAUAUCCCCAGUUACGCAGGAGGCAUCAACUUCUGGGGUGGAACCAAAGAAGAUAAUAAUUUUGGCGCUCCCUCGUUCGACGAUAAGAAGCUGGAGGUGGUGGCUGUCUUUGGGAGUAUGCAGAUGGCUGUCUCCAGGGUCAUUAACCUGCAGCAUCACAGAAUCGCUCAGUGUCGUCAGGUGAAGAUCUCCAUCCUGGGGGAGGAGGGGGUCCCAGUGCAGGUGGACGGAGAGGCCUGGAUCCAGCCUCCAGGAGUCCUCAAGAUCGUGCACAAGAACAGGGCUCAGAUGCUCACCAGAGACAGGGCGUUUGAGAGCACCCUGAAGUCGUGGGAGGAUAAGAUGAAGGUGGACCCGUACAGAGCGAUCCGUCCUCGUCUGAACUCACAGCAGUCGAUGGAGUACCUGACGGAGGAGGAGUGUGCACAGGUGCAACAGCUCGGGCUGGUGGCAGAGACGCUCAUCAACAAGAUCCGGGAAACUGCGAAGAGUCACAAACUGGUGGAACAGGAGCUGGCCCACGCCGUCAACGCUACUGCUCUGGUGCUAACUGAAGCCAAACUGUCCAGUCCUGAGUGUCUGAGCCGGAGCACAGCUGUGGAAAUUGUCAACAGCAGCAAAGUUCUUCAGGCUGAGACCAAGAUGCUCCUGGAGGGAAAAAUACUGUCUAAGUGUGCAGAGGAGGAGGAACUCAGGACCACUCUGAACUCUCUCAGUGCAGAACUCCACAAACUGGAUGACAUCCACUGGAUCUGCCCCCUCAUGCAGUGCAACGAAGAGGACUCUGUGCGCAGCAGUAAGAGCAGCAGCAGCAUGAAGCUAAAGAUGAUCCCCAAAGUGAAGAAGGAGAGAGAGAAACUGCACAAGCAAAAGUCCAACAGCUCCCUGUCAGGAACUUUGGAGGUCAAAUCUGGCGAGGAUUUCUCAGGCAACUGAAGAGGCUCCACUCCGAGCUGCUUUUAAACCAGAACCAGUGGCUUUGUGGAGCGCCCCCUGCUGUCCUCCUGCUGUCACUGCUCACAAUGCCAUCGGACCUUUGAGCAAGACACUGGAAGUUCAACCACUUCCACUUCUUUCAGUCCGCGGCGUUCAAAUCUCACAUUUUAAAAGUGCUUUCCGUUGCUGUAACUCAACAGGAUUUGAGAGAGCAAAUCUUCAAAUCGACGAACAAGAAGACGCAAGUUUACCUUUGCAUGUGGAAUCCGCCAUUUUGUUUAGACAUUUAAAGUGGUUUUAGUCUUUUAAUUUCUCAGUUUUAGCCUUAUUUAUUUUGCUGUUGCUACUGCCAUGAGAACUUUUACCUAACAACAGCGGUAUACGAACAAAUACAUCUCACGAACUUUGACCUAAGUGUUGCAAAAAAUAUAAACAACCAACGAAUGUAACUUGUAAUUUAUGUGAAUAGUCAUAAUAUUGUGAUUUUAAAAAGAUCGUAACGUUGUGCUAAACUAAAAGUGGUUCUUAAUAGACUGUGGUGUGAAAUGUACGCUGCGAAAAUCUGUAAUUUCAUGUUGACGUGAAAACAAAAGUGAUUCAUUAUUGUCAUAUUAGUAAACGGAUUAUACUUGAAAACAUUGGCGGAUUUAAAGGCCCUGUACCUGAGUUUUUUCCUUGUUUAUUUGAGCAAAAUGUGUGUUGCCCCAAUACAGACAUUUUGUAUAAGCAGCUUUUAGUUGGGAUGUGCUGAUUGAUUUUUAUUAAGCCGAUACGAUAUCUGAUAUUUGGCCUGCUGCCGUGGCUGAUAAUCGAUAUUUGCUGAUACUGAUAUUUAGCUUUUAAAAUCCACAGUAAGGCCCACAAAUGUAUCUUAAUUUAAAUUUUCACAAAAAUAAUAAAACAUAUUUAGUGGGAUUUAAAAUAUGUAAACAUACUUCCCAUAGACUGAAUACAGAAAUGGACAUAGCUAACUCAUUAGCCGCCACGUUCCAAAGAGGAACUGAGCAUGGGCGCGCUUCUGGCUCCAUCGACUCUGGCUUCAAUUCACUUUGCAUUGAAGAACCAUCGCCUUUGUCUUUGUAACUGCGAUUGUCAAACUCCUCAUUUUGAUUUUAAAAUGUUUGUCAAUCAAGUUUACAUGAUCCUGGUGUUUUUAUUUUGACAUUUUGUCCAUAACUUAAAUUCAUUCUUUUUUUUUUUCUGAGCCGAUAUUUGUCCUGCUGCUGUGACCGAUACAAUAUUUGUCUGUUAAAAUCCACAGUAACGUCCAGAAAUGUAUCUUAACUUGUAGUAAAGCUCACAAAUUAACAUUUCACUCUUGUAAAAACAAAAACAAAUGUAUGUAUCUGAAAUUUUAAAUAAUGAACCUAUAUAUCACUCUUCUUUUUCCAUUUUACUCAUUAGCCUGUUCACAAAGGACACACAAAAUAUCGGUAUUGAUUUGAUUUGAAUUUGGCCGAAACCUGAAUCGAUAUAUCACUCAUCCUUAGCUCUUAGUUUCAAAAUAAGCCAGCUGUUUACUGUCUGCAUCUAAAGCAUUUGUCUGAUAAUCAAGAAGUGUGUGUUAGCAUGCUAAUUAUGUUUAGCUUCACUGCAAAACUCCACUCCGGUCUCUAUAAGAGCUUUUCACAACUUUCAAACACAUCGUGGUGAAUAAUUAUGAUACUUUAAAUGCAUAAGGUCUGCGAGGAAUAACUUUGGACCACUGCAAAUGAACCAAUUUUUUUUUUCAUGUUUUUUAAGACGGUAAAAAAUCAGGUACAGCGCCUUUAACAUAUUAGUAAAAAUACUGUAUCUCUUAUGGAGGAUUUCUCAGUCUUUGCAAUGAUUGUAAUUCGAAUAUAUUUGAGUUUUUUGCCUUGUCUGUGGUUUAAAGCUAUUAUUAUUACUAAAGAUCUAUAUUUUUUGUAUUUCCCAAUGGUACUUCAUGGAGCUGAUUUUGCUGCUUCCCGUCAGACACUGUGCGUAAACAUAUGGACAUGUUUGUAAUGUAAAACCUGUGUCCCCGCAUGCUAACCUAGCUAACCUAGCCUAGCCUAGCCUAGCGUCUUUACUAUUACGAAGCCUCAAUAGUCUUCUAACCACUUUGCAGAGUAUUGAAUUCUAUUUGUUAGUAUGUACGUCUAAUUAUAAAUAGUGCAGGACUUAACCCAGGUACAAAGUUGGCAAAAAAGGGAAAUAAACUAAAGUGAAUACAUUUUAUCAGCGUUAAAGGGCCCAUAUUAUGCUAUUUUCUGAUCUAGUAUGUUCUAAUGUUUCCUCAUCACAAACAGACCUGGAGUUGUGUUUUGUUUCAUUCACAGGUGUUCCUGAAUUCUUCUCUCAAACAGAAAACACUCUGUUUCACCUUGUGAUGUCAUGUGGCGAUACAGGAAGUGCUCCACUGUGUUUUUAAAUCACAUACACCUUCACUAGAAUCGUUUGGGUAAUUUCAGUUUUCAAUCUCUACUGAACUAAAGGUUAAAGGAGAUGUUAACUUGAAAACUCCCUCUUCAUGACAUCAGAAGGUGGAACGAACAACUCCAGAUAUGUUUUUAAUGAUGUAACAACAUUAUAACAUGGCUUAAAGCUCACAAAAGUCAAUUUUGUGUAAUAUAGGACCUUUAAAAGUCUAUAUAAAUAUAUGCAAUUAUUACAAUUUUAGUUUUAGCUGCAUUGUUUGUAAUGAAAGGCUUGAAUAUCAUUUGCAAAUCUUCCAAAAUAAGAUAAUAUACAUUUUCAAAUUUGAUUAAAGUAUUCUGUAUUUAUUUAAAGGUGCACUAUGAAACUUUCCUGUAGGGGGGGUCAACUACCUUUCUGUCUCCAUGGAGAUUGUUUUGCCUGUAAUGUUCCAUGGUACAGUAUUUAUUCAAUCUAUGGUGUUUUUAUUGCAUUAAAAAACACUGAAAAACUCAUUGCUGUUACUGUGAGUGGGCUCGCCUCUCCACAGAUCUGACCUGUAACUGGGCCUCAUUGUGAUGUCAUUUAAUUGUCUCCGUGGAGAUCAAGAAAGUUUGAUGCUAUGGAAGGUCCAUGGAGAUGUUAAUACUUUGCCUGGAAUGUCCCACAGCACGGCAUUAAACGUAUCUUAUUUAUUCAGUUACGGGUGUUUUUAUCACUCAAAAAUCCUGCGGAACAUUCCAGGCCAAGCAGUAACUAUAAUCUCCAUGGCGACAAACACUGGGAAAGUUCCGUAGCGCGCCUUUAAGUGUCCAGUUUCACUUCCGCUCACUGAUAUGAAACGUUUUGAGUUUGUGGUGACUUCUUCUCUGAGCGCGUGUGCCCCCUGCUGACCAUUUCAAGCGUUUACGUCACGCCUUGCACUUUACAACUACGCAAACUCAAUGGGAAAAACCAUACUGUGUCAAAGAUCCUUUUAUUUUCCUUUUAUUGAGAAAAAGAUAUAUUUAUAUGUUAACAAACUAAAGUGUGGGUGUGAAAUGUAACAUAGUAAAAUUGUACAAAAUGUCAUUGAGAUGUCCUGAAGUUUAAGGCGUUGAAACUGUACGGCUGAUUUAAAGCUGCACGACGUAACUUUUCUAUGCGUGCUUGAUUCCAUGGAGGUGUUUUCACGUUUACUAAAAUGUCCCACAGUCUGGCAUUAACGCUAACUAUAUCUUACGUGUUCUUAUUGCCAAACCAAUGCAUUGAAAAACAUGCAUUCUUGCCAUCACUGCACUCGCCUCUCCACAGAUCUUACAUGUAAACACUUACCACUUGCCACACUUCGUCUGACUCCACAGAGACAGACGGGUUUAAUGCCUUGUUUUGGAAUGUUCCUGACAAAGCAGUAUCUCCAUGGUGCCACUUAGGAGCGAUCCUUCACCAGAAAAGUUCCGUAGUGCAGCUUUAAAACACACUUAAGAGUAUUUAAAAUGUUGUUCUAUGAGAGACGGGGCUAGAAAGAACAGACAGGAGCAGUGUAAAGGAAAUAUAUGUAAGAGUUUGAUUUUAAAUUUCAUAAACUGUGUUCCCAGAUACAUGUAAACAUGUUCUAAUGUGGAUUUACUCUUAAAUACAAAACAUUGGACUUAUAAUUUGAUGCGUGUAUCCUCUAGGUUGAAUGUGCACUGCUGUUUGUAACUUUUUGGUUGGGGGUCCGUCACCUGCUUGUUUCUAUGGAAAUGUCAUGCCUCUGCUCUACUUCACAUUUAUUCAAUUACAGGUGGUUUUAUAGCUCAAAAGUACCUAGAUAAAACACAAACUUUGACUGUGAGCGGGUUGCCUCUCCACAGAUCUGAUCUGUAACUUCUGGUCUGGUUUGGUCUCCAUGAAAAUAGCAAGGUUUAACAGCAUAUUUUGCAAAAGAAUAAGAAGAACGAGAUCCGCACUGCAGUUCUUUGAAGCGCCCAAAUUUUUAUUUCAAUUACACCACAAUGCGAUGUUUCAAGUCUGUCUGAAGAAGGACUUGACCUGAAAUGUCACAUUGUGGUGUCACUGAAAUAAAAAUUUGGGAGCUUCAAAUAACUGCAAAUGCGGAUCGCUUUCUUCCUCUUUUGUACAAUUUUUGUUUUUGGACCCAGCACGCAGUCGCAUUUUUAUUGAAUGUGCACGUCUCUAUCUACCAGUAUUAACACCAUACUGUGAAAUAUUCCAGACAAAGUAAUAACAUCUCCAUGGAGAAAAGCAUUUCACAGGCCCUCCACCGGAAAAGUUACACAAUGCACCUUUUACCCAAGUUCAGUUGUGAUUGUAGUAACUUUACUUAACUGUAAGAAACAAGAUGCGUACAGUUCCUUUAAUAGACUUAAGACUAAACCCAGUGUUUACAUGUCUCCUCCCACUACUCCAAAGUUCAAAUCUUUGCCAAAAAGACGGUCCCUUUCCCAAAUGUCUCAUAGAUUACAUUUUAAAACAAAUGCUGAACUGUGUGUGUUUUUAUAUAUAUAUAUAUAUUCUUCUUCUUCUUUAUUUGAACCAAUGUUAACUUAUUCAUUUGAUCUUGAGUGCUCUUACUUGUACAUUUUAAGUUGGAAAAACAAAAAAAAAAGUUGUUGCCUAAAAACUCUGUAGGGAGCAUUGGAAUAUUUUGUUUUUAUGAGUUGUUUAUUGUUGUUGUUUUGAUUUUGUUUGGUAUAUUUAUAUGAAGUGCUUUAAAGACUCCAUCAGUGCAACAAAGUAAAGUGUGACAAAAGCAGGUUUAGUUUUACAGUGCUGUCCCAUGUUAAAGGUGCACUGUGUAACUUUUCUGGUCUGCUUGUCUCUAUGGUCAUGUUAUUGCUUUGCCUGGGAUGUUCCACAGUAAGGCAUUAAACAAUCUAUAUCUUGUAUUUAUUCAGCUGUGUUUUGUUUUCUUUCUCAAAACUAUUACAAAAGCUUGUUAUUACCCAGUUCUCCACAGAUCUGACCUGUAAUGUGGCUUGCUUGUCUCCAUGGUGUUGUUAUUGCUUUGCCUGGUACAUUCCACAGUAUGGCAUUAAAUGGCAUGACAUUUAUGUAAUUACAGUUUUGUUUUUUUGUUUGGUU